CCAGAGCCAGGUGGUCUUCUCGAUCCCCGUAUAUUCGGUCCUUUUUUGAACUACGAAUGUUAUUGCGGUAAGUAUAAAGGAAAAGAAAACAGAGGGCAAAAAUGUGAACGUUUAACCAAUAUUGCCAUUUUUAAAAUGCUGGCCACUAAUUUGAGUAAAUUAUUAGGCAUUCCUGCUAAAAAAUUAGAAGAUAUCAUUUAUUUUCAAGCCUAUGUGGUUAUUGAUAAUGGUUCAAUCAGUUCACUAAAAAAAGGAGAAAUUUUAGAAAAAAAAAUCGACGAACUCAAAACUAGCAAUAUUUUACAGGAGGUUAUCCAGGAGCAAAAGUUAGCAGGAGAUAUUCUUGCCAAAGCCGAAGAAUUAAAAGAAAAAAUCACCACCAAGAAAAACAAAAAAGAGGAGAGAACUACCUAUACCAUUUUUUUUGAGGAUUAUUUGGAUUUCUUGGAAAAAUACUGCAAAGUAAAAAUUAGCACCGGCACGGAGGCUUUUCAAGAAUUAUUGGCGGGAAUUGAU
Racocetra persica is the source of this 516-nucleotide messenger RNA. The record is from the annotation of a GenBank genome assembly. NCBI's taxonomy places the organism in Eukaryota, Fungi, Glomeromycota, Glomeromycetes, Diversisporales, Gigasporaceae.